Messenger RNA from Osmerus eperlanus (European smelt), 1475 nucleotides. RefSeq names its product pancreatic secretory granule membrane major glycoprotein GP2. The transcript is spliced from 9 exons. The record is from RefSeq and is a predicted model, not a curated record. Gene Ontology annotation, cellular component: cell surface; apical plasma membrane. Gene Ontology annotation, biological process: neutrophil migration. NCBI's taxonomy places the organism in Eukaryota, Metazoa, Chordata, Actinopteri, Osmeriformes, Osmeridae. The coding region runs from base 214 to 1320 and encodes 368 amino acids.
GCUGAUGUUUUAGGGCAGGAGGGAGGCUCCCAGUUCAUUAGACCUGUGUUUCGAGGGUCGGAGCGAGUGGGGGCACUACAUCUCGAGGUGACAACUCACUGUGGUGAAUAGGUCAGAAGAUUCACAGGUUUGACGAGGAGAAGGGCCAAAAGGAAGCUGCAGAGUAUCUGAAGUGUUUGGCCGCAGAGAAGCUAGAGGGAGACUUGUUCAAAGAUGACACCUGCCAGCCUGGUGUUUGCGUGGUUGCUCUUCUUUCUAGGGACUGUCACCUCAACUGUUUACCUGGAGUCGGAGGAGGAGGAGCUCAAUGAAACUGUCAUCUGUACCAAUGACCAGAUGGAGGUUGUCAUUCCAAGUGCCUUUUUUAUCAAUAAAGUGCCACCAGUUUACGUUUGGGAUUUGCACUUAAAUGACCCUGACUGCCGUGGCGUUGAGAUUAAGGACAAUUAUGUCUUUAGCAUCAAGACAAAUCUCUCCGACUGUGGGACCAUCAUGGCCUCAGAUGAUACCCAUAUCAUGUUCUUAAACACCAUACGCAAUAAUGACUCAUAUGUGGUCACAAGGAACUACAUCAACAUCACAUUUGUGUGCCGCUACCCACUGAACUACAUGGUCCAGCAGCCCAAUGGUGAAAACAUGAUUCGUGUGGACGUGAGAACAAUUACACUGAACACAGAAGAUGGGAACUUCUCAGUGUCUAUGCUUUUGUAUAAGGACGAAGCCUUUGAGGACAAAUGGAUGACGGUUCCCUCCCUGACGCUGGAGGAUGACAUAUAUGUGAAAGUUUUCAUGGUCCCUGCUCAUCUGAUGCUGCGUGUGGACAGAUGCUGGGCCACACCAACCAAGGACCCCUACAGUAACAUCCAGUACACCUUCAUCAAGGACAGCUGCCCGGUGCUGUCAAACGAACAGAUGCUGACAGUGCUGAGGAAUGGCCAGGGUCCAGAGGCCAUGUUCAGGAUACAAAUGUUCAAGUUUGUGGGCAGCUCUUACACCGACAUCUUCCUCCACUGCAACGUCCAGAUCUGUCACAACACCCUGGGAGCCUGCCAGCCUAACUGCUCUAGUGAAGAUGGAUAUGUGCGGACUAGGAGAGAUAUCCCACUGUCCCACACGGUUUCCUAUGGACCAAUCAGACGACUGCUCCCUGAAAGUGACCAGCCCAGUUUGAAUGCUGGAGGUAUCCUGUCAGUGGAGACGUUUGUCCCCUGGGAGGGCUGCUGCUGGUCCUGCUGCUGGUCCUGCUGCUGGUCACUGGGGUGUUUGGAAGGCUCUGGCUACGUUCCAGACGCUCCUACCCAGCCCAGGAGGCUCAGCUAACUCUGUCUAACAUUCACCACAUCACUGAGGUGGCAUCCUGAGCCCUGUCUGGCUAACACCCCCAGUCUUAGAAGUCUUAAAGAACGUAUGUCGACAUAACCUGAAAGGCGUGUGUCAACAAUCCUCUUGGGCCCCUACACACACACACACACACA